Molecule: messenger RNA, 12421 nt
Organism: Hydra vulgaris (swiftwater hydra)
Lineage: Eukaryota; Metazoa; Cnidaria; Hydrozoa; Anthoathecata; Hydridae
Source: RefSeq, a predicted model, not a curated record
CUCAGACAUUUAACGAGCCAGAAUAUGAAAGCUUUUACAAAAAUCAAAAAUAUGGGCCAACAACAGCGUCUGUUCAUAUAGCAGAGUUUCCACCAAAAUCAUGGCAUCCCAAGGUUCAAAUUCCUUUUAAAGUUAUUCAAAAUCCAAUAAAUUAUGAAUAUAAGAGCAAAGCUGCUUUGGUUCCUAGAAAGAUUGAGAUUGAAAGACAGAAAAGAAAAUUUGCAUCACAAGACCUACAAAUAUUGUUAAAAGAUGCUGGAAUAAAUGAAAGUGAGUUGAUGCCUCUCAAAAAAAUAAAUAUGAAGACAAAAAUUAAAAAUGAAUCAAAAGAGCCAAUAUACCCAUGUUUUUUGCCUUUGGAAAUCUUUGAUAAUACAGAUUAUGAUUGUCGAACACCUUCUGAUUGGUUAGCUUUAGGGUUAGAGGGAAACAUUCGAAAACCAGUUCCUGGAAAGGCUUUUUUACCAAAGGGUAUGACAUCUAGUAAUUCUAGUGAAUAUCAAUGGGUAAAUGUUGGCAUGGUUGAUUAUAAUUUUGAAACCCAAUUGUACUCUAUUAUUGAAAAGCCUGAAGAGAAGGAGUUAAAAGAUAUUUACCUUGUACCUAGAAUCAGGUUAAUGUUUUUUGCUGAGGAUCCUCACAUUUUUGUACAAAGAAUUAAGAAUGCAUAUGAAGAAAGAAAAAGAGUGGAAAAUCUUAUAAGAUAUCAAUUAUAUAUUGAUUGCAUGCCGACUGAAGGAGUUGCAGCUAUUGAGUUAUAUUCAUUAAGAAAAAUUGUUGAGUGGGCAAAACGUGGAGGCACAGUUAGCGAAAAACUUGCAAUGUGUCUUGAAAAGUUAUGCAAAGAAGUGCGUUUAGAUUAUCAAAGAUCAAUGAACAAAAUCAUUUUUGAUAAUAAUUUAAAAAAGAAAAAAAAUCCAUUUGUUUUCUUGGAAGAAAAAUGUGCAGAGCGCAUUCAUUUUCAUGGAUAUUAUGAAGAUGUUUUGCCUGCCAAUUUUGACAAUAACUUCAAAAAUUUUGCAUUUAAAUCAUUAAUGAUACUACCUGAAGUUAUAGAAGCCUUUUCAAAAGUCAAAGUUGAAUGCAACAAAGUUAUGGCACUCUCUCUCUUUCAAAUCCCUUUAAAUAAAGCAAUUAGGCUAGAAGAAUUUGACAAUAUGCAGAGUCAAAUGACAUUACAGGUUUGUAUGUUUCUUAAAGACAGUUGGGUAAGUAAUCUUCGUGGAAUACUACGAGGAAGUCUUCACAAUGUUGGAAAAGGUUGGUUCAACAUAGAGGAGACAAAUUGGGAAGCUUACAAAGUUUCAAAGUUGUGUAAAUUAUUAGAAGUAGUUAAAUUUCAAAUGCAGGACUGUGUGCGGUAUUUAGUGCAAGACUCAUUAAAGAACUAUGCUCAAUUAAUUAUAGAUGGAUGCUGCACAGCUGAUGUGGAUGAAGGAAUGAAAUGGCCUUGCAGUAUAUCAAAAAGUCCUUUUUUACCAAAAAAAAAUUGUCUUUUUUUGAUUGAUCUUGUUUUUGAAGAAAACACAGUUACUUUUUCAACAAAACCUGAAAAAUUUCAAGAUACUGUUAUAACUUUAUUUAAUAAAGCUGUACAUGGUGUUAAAAAGAUUCCACAGUUAGAAAAAAUGAUGUUAGAAAGGUUAUUUUGGAGAGGAACUGCUUUAAUAGAACCAGUAGGUGAUGGCGAGCCUUUAGUUGUAUAUCUUCGAAAUAAAAUAAGAACUGCUUUGAAGCAAGCAGUGGUUCCUUUACUUUCCUAUGCUAAAGAGUAUGAAAAAUAUCUUGGAUUAGCAAAUCUAGAACUCAAUAGUUUUGUUAGUGCAUAUAGUAAGCAGGAGUAUACUGCAGCUGACAUAAGAAGAGAUGUAAGGUUGCACCUUCAAGAAAAAGAUGAUAUUGAAAACCAAGUACCACAAAGCAUUGUGAUUGGACCUUUUAUGGUAAAUAUUGAUUCAGUAAAGCAGUUUCUGUUAAAAAAAAAGAAACAAAUUGCUAACUCACUACUUGAGCUUUUUACAAAAAGAGUUUAUAAAAAUGUAGAAAGUAUAUGCGAGGAGUUCAAAACAAUUUCUAGAAAGCUGUUUGAAAAGCCUAAUGACAUCGAACAAGUAACAGAGAUGCGUGAGUACUUAAGUACUUUAUCGAUUUCACUUUCAGAGAAGCAAGAUCUAAUGAAUAAGGUUAUGCUGGAUUAUGAUGUUAUGGAGGAGUUUUGUUAUAAUAUAUCAAUCGACGAUUUCACCACAAAAUGGUCAUGUCUUGCAUGGCCUGGUAAAAUUCAACAACAGAUAGAAAUGACAGUUAAAAAUCUUCAAGUUGAUGAGGAUAGAUUUCAUAAAAGUUUGCUCACUGAACAAAAUCUUUUUCAAGAUCGCGUUGAUGGAAUUAACAUGACUGUUGCCGGAUUUUCCAUAUACAAUGAUAUAACAAAAGCACAUGAAAUUGCAAAUGAAGCAAGACGUGUUAGCAAGCAGUUAAAAGAAUGCCAAGCUCAAGUGCAGCUGUUUAACAAACGGGAAAGAUUGUUUCAUUUGACUGUAACAAAUUAUGAAAAACUAGCCAAACUGAAUAAAGAUUUUGAACCCUUCAAAAAUCUCUGGAUAACAGUAUCUGAUUGGUUACGAUACCACGAAAGCUGGAUGAAUGAUCCAUUAACUACAAUUGAUGCUGAGUUUGUAGAAAAAUUAGUUAAUGAAUCCUUCAGAACAUUACAAAAAUGCAUAAAACAGUUUGUUGAUAUCCCCUCUUGCCAGCUGAUUGCACAAGAGGCUAAAACCUGGGUAGAAAACUUCCGACCAUAUAUUCCUUUAAUACAAGCUUUAAGAAAUCCUGGAAUGCGAAAAAGGCAUUGGGAGCAGCUUUCAAGUGAGCUUAAUCAAACUGUUAUUCCUAAAUCAGCACUUACUUUUUCAAAAUGUUUGGAAAUGAAGUUUGAUGAUCAUAUAGAAACAAUCUCGAAAAUAGGAGUUAUUGCUGGUAAAGAGUUUGCCAUAGAGGAGGCUCUCAAUAAAAUGGAAAAUGCUUGGAAAUUAAUGCACUUAGAAGUACUUCCUUAUAAGGAGACUGGUUCUUAUAUUGUAAAGAUUGUUGAUGAAAUUACACAGAUGCUUGAUGAUCAUAUUGUAAUGACACAGGCAAUGGCAUUUUCACCUUAUAAAAAAGCAUUUGAAGAUAGAAUCUCUACAUGGGAAUCAAAGUUAUUGAUUACACAAGAUGUUUUAGAUGAGUGGGUUUCUUGUCAACGUGCCUGGCUUUAUUUAGAACCAAUAUUUAGUUCUGAAGAUAUCAAUCGACAACUUCCUGUUGAAUGUAAGCGUUAUCAAACUAUGGAUAGAAUGUGGAAGAAGAUAAUGGUAUCUGCUUACAAAAAUCCAGAUGUGCUAGAGUUUUGCGUGGAUCAACAUUUGCUAGAAAAUCUAAAAGAAAGUAAUAUGCUGCUAGAACAAGUUCAAAAAGGUCUUUGUGACUACUUGGAAACCAAAAGAACAUCUUUCCCAAGAUUUUAUUUUUUGUCAGAUGAUGAGUUAUUAGAAAUUCUUUCUCAAACUAAAGAUCCUACAGCUGUUCAACCACACUUGAGAAAGUGUUUUGAAAAUAUUGCAAAGCUGACUUUUGAAAGCAACUUGCAAAUUUCUGAAAUGCAUUCGGGAGAAGGAGAAAAAGUUCCUUUUUGUGAAACAUUUUUUCCUGAAGGCAAUGUGGAAGACUGGCUUUUGAAAGUUGAAUUUAUUAUGAAAAAAAGUUUAAAAACAGUUUUUUUAAAUGCACUAUUAGCAUAUACAGAGUGUAAGCGUACAGAUUGGGUGUUACAAUGGCCUGGUCAAAUAGUCAUUGCAGUAUGCCAAACAUUUUGGACGACUGAAGUCAAUUUGGCUUUAGAAAAACAGAAUGUUAAAGACUGCCUUCAUCAGUUUAGAAUUCAGCUUACAGAUCUUGUAGCUAUUGUUAGAGGAGACCUAAGUCCUAUAAAUCGAUUAGUUUUAGGUGCUCUUAUUGUUAUAGAGGUGCAUGCAGUAGAUGUUGUUGAAAGGUUGUUAAGUGAAAAUGUCAGCAGUAUAAAUGCUUUUGAAUGGAUUAGUCAGCUAAGGUAUUAUUGGGAAGAUACUAUACUGGUUCGGGCUGUAAAUGCUGUAUUUGAAUACGGUUAUGAAUACCUUGGCAAUAAUGGGCGUCUUGUUAUUACACCACUAACGGAUAGAUGCUACUUGACUUUAACUGGUGCAUUGCAUUUAUAUUUUGGAGGAGCACCAGCUGGCCCAGCUGGUACUGGAAAAACAGAAACUACAAAAGACUUGGCUAAAGCAAUAGCCUUUCAAUGCGUUGUUUUUAAUUGCUCUGAUCAAUUGGAUUUUUUAGCAAUGGGAAAGUUUCUCAAGGGUCUUGCUACAUCUGGCGCAUGGGCAUGUUUUGAUGAGUUCAAUCGAAUUGAUAUUGAAGUUUUAUCUGUAGUUGCUCAGCAAAUAGCUACAAUCCAGCAGGCACAGAAACAAAAGGUUGAUAGGUUCCUUUUUGAAGGCGUUGAGCUUUCACUAAGAUCAUCUUGUGCAGUGUUUAUUACAAUGAAUCCAGGUUAUGCCGGAAGAACAGAGCUGCCUGAUAAUUUAAAAGCUCUCUUUCGACCUGUGGCUAUGAUGGUUCCUGAUUAUGCAUUAAUUGCGGAAAUUAGUUUAUUUUCAUUUGGCUUUAAUGAAGCAAAAGUGUUGGCAAAGAAGAUAACAACCACAUUUAAGUUAUCUUCAGAGCAACUUAGUGCUCAGGAUCACUACGAUUUUGGAAUGAGAGCUGUUAAAACAGUGAUUUCAGCUGCUGGUAAUUUAAAAAGAGAAAAUCCAAAUAUGAGUGAGGAAUUAAUUUGUCUGAGAGCUAUUUGUGACGUGAAUGUUCCAAAGUUUCUUCAAGAUGAUUUGAAACUAUUCAAAGGCAUUGUUUCUGAUUUAUUUCCUAAAAUUAAAGAACAAAAAACAGACUAUGGAUGUUUAGAAGAGUCAAUAAAGCUUAGCUGUCAUCAAUUAAAUAUUGAAGAUGUACCUGGAUUUGUUGUUAAAUGCAUGCAGUUGUUUGAAACAACAGUUGUUCGGCAUGGUUUAAUGUUAGUUGGUCCUGCAGGGUCUGGAAAAACUAAAUGUUACCAGACUCUUCAGAAAGCAUUAACGUCAUUGAAAGGUAUUAUGUCUCCAAGCGGAGUGCCAUUUCAGGAAGUUAAAUGUUUUGUUUUGAAUCCAAAAUCAAUUACAAUGGGGCAAUUAUAUGGAGAAUUUGAUACCAUGACCCAUGAAUGGACAGAUGGCAUUUUAUCUUCACUAGUACGUGCUGGUUCAGCUAGUAUAUCUUUAGACAAGAAAUGGUAUGUAUUUGAUGGUCCAGUAGAUGCUGUUUGGAUUGAAAACAUGAACACAGUGUUAGACGACAAUAAAAAGCUUUGUUUGACAAGUGGAGAAAUUAUUAAAUUGACUCCUUCACAAACCAUGGUAUUUGAAGUUCAAGACCUUGCUGUAGCUUCCCCUGCAACAGUGAGUCGUUGUGGUAUGGUGUACCUAGAACCAAGUAUAGUGGGACUCCAACCUUUUGUAAACUGUUGGUUGAAAAAUAUUCCUAAGAUUUUUGUUCCAUUUAAAGAACAGCUUCAUUCCUUGUUUGUUAGAUUUCUGCAACCUUCCAUCAAUUUUAUUAGAAAAAACACAAGAGAAAUUAUCCCAACUAUGGACAGUGCUUUAGCACAAAGUUUAAUGAAAUUCUUGGAUUGUUUUUUUGCUACUUUUAAAUUAAAGGAGGGGGACUCUUUAAGUUCAGGCGUCAUCUCUCUUUUGCCAAGUUUAAUUGAACCUUGGUUUAUAUUCUCUUUAAUUUGGUCAGUUGGGGCAUCAUGUGAUGGAAAUGGCAGGAAAAUGUUCAGUGCUUACCUAAGAAAGAAGAUGGAAGAUGAAAAGAUCUGCAUUUUGUUUCCUAGUGAUGGUCUAGUUUAUGACUAUCAACUUUUAAAUGGUACAUUGAUCAAAGAUGAAAACCAAAGUGACUCUCAAAAGAAUAUAACAGAGAUAUGUUGGGUGAACUGGAUGUAUAAUGAAACACCAUCAUUAAUUAAUAUUGAGUCAAAUUAUUCAGAUAUUGUUAUACCAACUAUGGAUCUUUUAAGAGGAAAGUUUAUAAUUGAACUUCUUCUAAACAACUCAAAAAAGGUAAUGUGUGUUGGUCCUACGGGCUGUGGAAAAACUUUAUGUGUUUGUAAGUGCUUGCUUAUUGGAAUGCCGGUUGAAUAUCUUUCGAAUUUCAUCAUUUUUUCUGCCCGAACAUCAGCCAACCAAACUCAAGAUAUAAUAGAUGGAAAGUUAGACAAAAGGAGGAAAGGUAUCUAUGGUCCUCCACUUGGAAAGAAAUUUAUCCUGUUUAUUGAUGAUCUAAAUAUGCCUGCCUUAGACUCCUACGGUGCUCAACCCCCAAUUGAACUUUUACGUCAAUUUUGUGACCAUAAAGGUUGGUACGAUCGAAAACAAAUUGGUGUAUUUCGAGAACUUGUUGAUGUAAAUGUUAUAUGUGCAAUGGGUCCUCCAGGAGGUGGGCGGAAUCAUAUUACACAGCGUUUUUCACGCCACUUUAACCUGAUUUCAUUUUGUGAAAUGGAGGAUGAAAGCAAAAAAACUAUUUUUUCUACAAUUUUAAGAAGUUGGUUAAAUAAAACUUCAAUUGAAGGUCUAAUAGAGACUGAAAAAACAUUUUUGAGUGAUUUAUUGGUUGACCACACUUUAUCUGUAUACAACAACAUCACUACUCAAUUGUUACCUACACCUGCUAAAAGCCAUUACACAUUUAAUUUAAGGGACUUAUCUAAAGUUUUUCAAGGAAUUCUUAUGUUAAAUCCUCAGAGAAUUGCUACUAAAAUGGAUGUGUUACGUUUAUGGUAUCAUGAAAAUUGCAGAGUAUUUCAAGAUCGUUUAGUUAACGAAGAGGAUCGCAAAUGGUUUAACAAUCACCUUAAAGAGCAUAUAAGUGCAGGAUUUAAAAUAAAUAUAGAUGAAAUGUUGACACACGAACCAGUACUUUAUGGUGAUUUUAUGAUUUCUAAUGCUGAAAUAAAGAAUUAUGAUGAAAUCACUGAUUAUGUUAAGCUUCAGCAAGUUCUAGAAGAUUAUUUAGAUGAUUAUAACCAAAUAAAUAUUCCGCAAAUGAAACUGGUUCUAUUUACUGAUGCAAUACAACAUAUUUCACGAAUAUCACGUAUAAUACGUCAGCCUUUUGGUAAUGCUUUGCUUCUUGGAGUUGCUGGUAGUGGCAGACAAAGCUUAACUCGUUUGGCAGCACACAUGGCUGAGUAUGACUUGUUCCAAAUUGAGUUAUCAAAAAGUUAUGGAAUACCUGAAUGGCGUGAAGAUAUUAAAAAGUUGCUUAUGAAGGCUGGUAUUGAAAACAAGCCAAUUGUUUUUCUUUUUGCAGAUACUCAAAUAAAGAGUGAAAUAUUUCUGGAAGACAUCAACAAUAUUUUAAAUGCUGGUGAUGUUCCAAAUAUAUAUUCAUCUGAAGAGUUGGACUCUAUUUUUUUAUCAAUGGACUCUGUAGUACAAGAUCAAGGUCUUGUACCAACCAAAGCUAAUCUAUUUAUGUCUUAUACAAAUAGAGUACGCUUUAACAUACACAUUGUCAUUUGCAUGAGUCCUAUUGGAGAAGUAUUUCGUGCACGGUUACGCCAGUUUCCAUCAUUAGUAACCUGCUGCACAAUAGAUUGGUUUUCAGAAUGGCCAGAGCAAGCACUUGUAUCUGUUGCUGAAACUUUUAUCUCUGAAAUGGCAGAGGUUGACCAAACAAGUAUCGCAAGCUUGGUAAAACUGUUUGGAAAAAUUCACCAGUCUGUUUUAAAGAAAUCUUCUCAAUAUUUAAUUGAACUAUCACGACAUAAUUAUGUAACUCCAACCAGUUACUUAGAGUUAUUGAAAACCUUCAAAAGUAUCUUAUCUGUUAAAAAGAAUAAGAUUUUUCAAGCAAAAAACAGAACAAUUAACGGUUUGGAAAAAUUGUUAAGCACUCAAAUUGAAGUUACAAAACUACAAGAAGAGUUGGAAACAAUGCAACCGUUAUUUAUACAGGCCACACUUGAUACUGAGGAAACCAUGCGUCAAAUUGCAGUAGACACGAUUACAGCAAAUGAAACCAAAGUGGUUGUUCAAAAAGAAGAACAAGAGGCAGCAAAAAAGGCAGAAGAAACUAAAACAAUUGCUGAUGAUGCACAACGAGACUUAAAUGAAGCAAUACCUGCAUUGGAAGCAGCCUUACAAAGUUUAAAAUCACUGAAUAGAAAUGAUGUUGUUGAGGUACGUGCUAUGCAACGCCCUCCACUUGGUGUAAAAAUGGUUAUGGAAGCUGUUUGCAUAAUGAAAGGUUUAAAGCCAAAAAAAGUUGCAGGAGAAAAGGUUGGCAGUAAAGUGGAUGAUUACAUGGAAGCAGCACGAACUUUACUCCAAGAUCCUGGAAAGUUUUUAGAUACAUUAUUUCAGUAUGAUAAAGGAAACAUCCCUGAUUCAGUCAUCCAAAACAUUCAAGGAUAUAUUGAUGAUGAUAACUUUCAGCCUGAAGCAAUAGCAAAGGUGUCAAAGGCUUGCACCUCUAUAUGUCAAUGGGUUAGAGCAAUGCAUAAGUAUCAUUUUGUUGCAAAAGGAGUUGCUCCAAAACGAGCUUGCUUGGAAAAAGCACAAGAGGAAUUAGCAGAAACUCAACGUGCUCUCAAUGCAGCAAAAGCUAAGCUUGCUUUAGUUGAAGAAGGUGUUGCUAUGCUUCAAGCUAAGUACCAAGAAUGUAUAUUCAAUAAAAAUGAGUUAGAAAAAAAAACAAAUUUAUGUACUGCAAGAUUAGGAAGAGCUGAAAAGCUCAUAAAUGGAUUAGGUGAUGAGAAAGGAAGGUGGGAAGAAUCUAUUGUUGUUUUUGACCAAAAAAUUCAGAAUAUUCUUGGCGAUAUUUUGGUUUCAUCAGGAAUAAUUGCCUACUUAGGCAUUUUCACAGGAGAAUACCGCAAUCAAUUAAUAAAUGAAUGGAUAAAGGAGUUGGAAUUAGUCAAUGUGCUUACUUCCAAAAAUUUCUUGUUGGUCAGUACUUUAGGAGAGCCUGUAAAAGUACGAAAUUGGCAAUUGUGUGGGCUACCACGAGAUAAUUUUUCUGUUGAUAAUGGCAUUAUUGUAGAGUAUACCAAUAGAUGGCCUUUGUUUAUUGAUCCGCAAGGUCAAGCAAACAAGUGGAUUAAAAAUUUGGAAAAAAAAUCUGGAAUUUCUGUUGUUAAACUUUCUGACCGAGAAUUUCUUCGUACUUUAGAAAAUUCCAUUAGAUUUGGAAAACCAUGCUUAUUGGAAAAUGUUGGAGAAGAACUUGAUCCUUCUUUGGAGCCUGUUCUUCUGAAACUGACAUUUAAACAAUCUGGAAACAUGGUUAUUAAACUUGGAGAUGCUGUUAUUCCAUAUCACGAAGAAUUUAAGUUCUACAUAACAACAAAGCAUCCAAAUCCUCACUAUACACCAGAGGUUUCUACUAAAGUUACUAUUGUAAAUUUUACAUUGUCUCCAAGCGGUCUGGAGGAUCAACUAUUAGCAUUAGUAGUUGCUGAAGAAAGACCUGACUUGGAAGAAGCAAAAAAUCAGUUGAUUAUAAAUAGUGCUAAAAUGAAGGAAGAACUUAAAGAAAUUGAAGACAAAAUUUUACAUAGAUUAACAUCAUCUGAAGGCAGUCCUGUUGAUGAUGAAGCACUUAUUAUUACCUUAGAAGAAUCUAAACUUAAAUCUCAAGAUAUUAAGGCUAAAGUUGUUAUUGCUGAACAGACUGAGAAUAGUAUUGAUGCAAUUAGAAGUGAGUAUAUCCCAGUUGCUGUUAGAUCGCAAAUUUUGUUUUUUUGCACAUAUGAUCUUGCAAUGAUAGAUUCCAUGUAUCAAUAUUCACUGGAUUGGUUUAUAAAACUAUUUCUUAGUGGAAUAGCAAGUGCAGCACGUGCAGAUACUAUCUCCCAACGAGUGCAAAAUAUUAACAACUUUUUUACCUUCAGCUUGUAUUCAAAUGUUUGUCGCAGUCUAUUUGAAAAACAUAAGUUACUAUUUUCAUUUCUUCUUUCUAUUCGUAUUCUGAUGAACAAAGGUCAAAUUAAUUUGGAUGAAUGGAGUUUUUUUUUAACAGGUGGUAUAGGGAUAUCUGAAUUGCUUCCAAAUCCUGCAGUAGAAUGGUUGUCAGAGCGUGCAUGGAAAGGAAUUCUUUCUUUACGCAACUUACCUCAGUUUAGUGAAUUUUUUACAGAUUUUUGUGAAAAUCUUAAUGAAUUUAAAAGAGUAUUUGAUAGCAAUCAACCACACAGAGAAGUUUUACCUUUGCAAUGGGAAAAUAGAUUAGAUGCUUUUCAAAAAUUGUUAGUAUUACGUUGUAUAUGUGCCGAUAAGUUGACAAAUGGUAUGCAAGAUUUUGUUGCACUUCAUCUUGGACAACGAUUUAUUGAACCUCAAAAUUCUGAUCUUGCACAACUUUUUAAAGAUUCCUCUCCCACAACACCAUUAAUUUUCAUUCUUUCUCCGGGAACAGAUCCAGCAGCAGCUUUGUACAAGUUUGCAGAAGAAAUGCGUUUUUUAAAAAAAAUGAGUUCUAUAUCUCUUGGUCAAGGGCAGGGACCUCGUGCAGAAGCAAUGUUAAAUGCUGCUAUGGAGCGUGGGAAAUGGGUAUUUUUUCAAAAUUGUCAUUUAGCUCCUAGCUGGAUGCCCUCACUAGAAAGAAUGAUUGAGGGCAUAGAUCCAGACAAGGUUCAUCGAGAUUUUAGAAUGUGGGCCACAAGUAUGCCAAGUCCAAAGUUUCCAGUAGCAAUUCUACAGAACAGCUCAAAAAUGACUGUAGAACCACCAAAAGGAAUUAAAGCUAACCUUUUAAAGUCAUAUAUUGGAUGGAAUGAUGAUUUUUUAAACAUGUGCAAACAGAAUCAAGAUUACAAGUCACUUUUGUUUUCGUUGUGUCUAUUUCAUGGAGUUUCUCUUGAACGUCGCAGAUAUGGUCCUCUUGGCUUUAAUAUUCCUUAUGAGUUUACAGAAGGUGAUUUACAGAUUUGUGUUAGUCAAUUGGGUAUGUUUCUUGAAGAAUACUUUGAUGUUCCGUAUAAGGUUCUUAAAUAUACAGCUGGUCAUAUCAAUUAUGGUGGUCGUAUAACAGAUGACUGGGAUCGUAGAUGUCUCAUGACUAUUUUGGAUAAUCAUUACAAUCCCAAUGUUUUGCAACCUCAUUUUAAAUUUUCACCCUCUGGUAUAUAUCGUCAACAAGAUUUAGGUGCAGAUCAUAAAUCGUACAUGGAAUAUAUCCUUCAGUUACCCAUCAAUGAUGCUCCAGAAAUAUUUGGUCUUCAUGAAAAUGCAAAUAUCACCUUUUCACAAAAUGAAUCUUUUAGAUAUUUAAGCGGAAUAUUGCAGCUACAACCUAAGUCGUUACCUGGAUUAGGAAGAUCAAAAGAGGAGAUCAUUGAAGAAACUGCAAUAAAUAUACUUAAGCAGGUUCCUGAUCCAAUUGAUAUUGAGUCUGUUGUGAAGAAGUACCCUGUGAUCUAUGAAGAAUCAAUGAACACUGUUUUAAUUCAGGAAAUUACGCGCUAUAACAAGUUACUUAACGCUGUCAAGCAAUCAUUAAAGGAUUUAAUAAAAGCUUUGAAAGGAGUGGUAGUGAUGUCAGAGGAAUUAGAGAUGAUGUCAAAUAGUUUGUUUAACAACCAGGUUCCUAGCAAGUGGGUUGUAAAGGCUUACCCGUCUUUGAAACCAUUAGCUUCAUGGGUGAUUGACUUAACUACCCGCAUUAAUUUUGUUAAGUUAUGGAUUGACAAUGGAAUUCCGUCGGUUUUCUGGAUAUCCGGGUUUUUUUUUCCACAAGGUUUUCUGACAGGCAUUUUACAAAACUAUGCACGUUCAUACGCGACAUCUAUUGAUACUAUAUCAUUUGACUUUUCGGUUCUUAAGUUGCCCGUAUCGAAAUUAACAGAAAGACCACGCGAUGGUUGCUAUAUUAAUGGCCUAUAUUUAGAAGGAGCACGAUGGUCCUUUUCUGAAAACGAACUUACUGAAAGUCGAUCUAAAGAAUUGUUUACCGAAAUGCCUGUUAUCUGGCUAAAACCCUGUCCAAACCGUAUAAAACCUUCUGAGGGUGUCUACGAAUGCCCCGUAUACAAAACACUAAUGAGAGCUGGAUCCCUUUCGACUACUGGUCAUUCAACAAACUUUGUACUUCAAAUAGAGCUUCCGACAAAUCGACCACAAUCUCAUUGGAUCAAACAAGGAGUUGCUCUAAUGUGCAGUCUUGAUUUUUAAUGUGUCAAUUUUAUGGAUUUUUUAAAUUUCUCUCGGAAGAUUUUUCUUAUCUCUGGAUUGUGAAUAUUAUUCUAGCUAGUUGUUUAUGUUUGUUAAAUUCAAAUAAAACACAUGUCGUUUUUUUUCAA